UUUUCCCUAUAAAACGUGAGUAGGUGCUCAGCCUGAGUUCUGUGGCAACCUUUUAAUCAAAGAACUCGAGAUAUAGUUACUUCCAUUUACUACCGGACUACAAGAUCAAAUGGCUUACAGUGUCUAUGUGCUGGUCGCGGUCACUCUACUGGCUACAGCAGAGGCAGUGACCAAACGUGGAGCCCAGUGUAUCGUCAGCGGGAAGACGUACAAAGAUGGCGACCUAGUCAACUUGCCUGCUGGGAAGUGCAUCAAAUACAAAUGUAAAGACGGAGCUCUGGUCACUAAAGAGGAAGGCUGUGAGUUCAAAGGUCGCUGCUACAAAGUGGGGUCAAAGUUUGAUGUCGACUGUACGACCUACAGCUGCACCAAGUCCAAGAAAGGGGACCUCACCUACUACUCAGUCGAUGUGGAUUCUAUCCGCUGUAUCGACAGCUCCAACAAAUGCCGCAGGGACGGAGAAGUUUUUCCCUCGACCAUCAAUGGCAAGCUGUACAGCAAGUGCAAGUGUACGGUCAAAGGUCAACUGGCCAGCACAAGCUGCUCAAACUGACCUGUCACGUGAUGUGGUGGUCUCGACCAAUUCAAGUCACGAUCGUGACAACUUGAAAUAAAAGUCAGCUUCAUUCACCAA
Messenger RNA from Physella acuta, 634 nucleotides. RefSeq lists its product as uncharacterized. NCBI's taxonomy places the organism in Eukaryota, Metazoa, Mollusca, Gastropoda, Physidae. The record is from RefSeq and is a predicted model, not a curated record.